Molecule: messenger RNA, 856 nt
Organism: Lycium ferocissimum
Lineage: Eukaryota; Viridiplantae; Streptophyta; Magnoliopsida; Solanales; Solanaceae
Product: transcription factor bHLH153-like
Exons: 6
Coding region: 73-480 (135 amino acids)
Biological process (GO): regulation of transcription by RNA polymerase II
Cellular component (GO): nucleus
Molecular function (GO): RNA polymerase II cis-regulatory region sequence-specific DNA binding; DNA-binding transcription factor activity, RNA polymerase II-specific; protein dimerization activity
Source: RefSeq, a predicted model, not a curated record
UAAUAUCCAUGUUCUUUUCUUUUAUACAGGAUUGGUAUUACUUUUCAGUGAGUUAAAGCAAUAGAAGGAAAUAUGAUGCAACACAAAAGAAGCCCAAUUUCACUUGAGCAUAGCACCGGCCUCACAUCUCUUACGCCAAAACGACUAAAGGCCGAUAUGCCUAUUUCCUCCAAGGAGAAGAAAGAGAAGUUCGGUGAACGAAUAGUAGCUCUCCAGCAGCUGGUGUCACCAUAUGGCAAGACAGACACGGCUUCUGUUCUCCUUGAAGCAAUGGGAUACAUAAACUUCCUCCAUGAACAAGUGAAGGUGUUGAGUGCACCAUACCUCGGAAAUAUGCCAAUGUCUAAGACACAGGAAUCACAGCCUUACAAUUUGAGAAACAAAGGCUUAUGUCUCGUGCCAGUUUCAUAUACUGUUGGAGUGGCCAGCAGCAAUGGUGCUGAUAUUUGGGCUCCCAUUAAGUCCUCACAAAAGUUCUAGAGAACAAUGUGGGAUUAGCCAUCACUUGCAUCCAUGGUGUUUAAUUUGAACAGGUUAAUAGUUCGAGUGCCUAAGUGAAAAUCACUGACAAGUUUAAAGGUUUGUCGAUGUCUUCGGCCUUUUUAAAAGCAGCCGAAAUGAUGCAUUUUCAACACGGAGAUGCAGUUAUGUGAUAGAUGCUAGUAGCCAGAUCUAAUUUGAGGGCUAAUAUUAUAGGGAUAGCCUGAGCUCUGUCUCAAGGUUUUUAACAGAAAUGUAUAUUUUAUUUAAGAAAGAAAAGUUAUGUAGUGAUCUUAGCUGCAAAUGUAUCAAGGAUGCACUUGUUGUAUUACAUGAGAAGCAACGGGAACUCUAGAAUAAUUUGAUUCAGGAAUAA